UGUGCAACGGAGCACGCGGUCGCGGUUUCUGUUUCUGUGGGCCGGUAUUGUUUACGGUCGCCCUAACUGUUUAUUAAUGUGAUCACAGUGAAGCCAUUUGUCGUUUCUACUGAUAUCAAUUAAUGACGGACGUGUCAGAAUUCAUUAUUGACACUGCUGAUGGCUAUACUCGUGUUCACUCUGCAGCUUACGGCGGAUCUGUGGCGGAACUUCAUGCGCUGCUCCGAUGUCAUCCAAAUGAAAUAAAUCGAGGGGUCAGACCGUUUGGCGCAACACCGUUAAGACUUGCUGCCACGCGUGGGCACAGUACCUGUGUACGUUACCUUCUGAAACGGAAUGCAGAGGUCGACCUUCCCGAUAUCAAGGCUCAAACACCACUGUUUGUCGCCAUUCAGAAGCAAUACACGGAUUGUGCCAAGGCACUGCUAGAAGCAGGAGCGAACCCUAAUGGAAAUCCUGAAAACAGGAGCACUCCGCUCUAUAUUGCAGCACAAAUAGGUUACCUAGAGGGCAUAAAGAUACUGUUGGCCAACGGUGCAGAGACAGAAGUGAAGCAGAGGUUACUCGGGGCAGCACCGGGUUUACCAUUGCACAUAAGCGCCAUCUACCACCAUUUCCGGUGCUACUGUGCCCUUCUUCUCAAUGGAGCCGAGCCGGAUCUCCGGUUCACACGGCCAGCCGUACCAGCAUCCAUCUGUGCCCAAAUGUCCCUCUGCCAUGUCCUUGUGAAGCACAGAUGUCCUACGAAAUUUGGAAUCUUGCUUAUAGAGUUUGGUGGAAACUUGUGGCAGAGAGACCCUCGUGGACAGACAGCCACGGAGCUCAUACAGGACGCACCGUGUAAACGGUUGUUCCAUCAGUUCUUGGACCAACCAAAAUCCUUGCAGUCACUGUGUAGAGUCUCAAUACGGAGAACACUGGGCCGUGAACGGCUGAAGUACAUGAAGGCCCUGCCAGUACCACUGCAAAUCUUUGACUACCUCACGUAUGCAGACAUUAUACCAAGUGCAAUGGAAUAUGUAACACUGGCUUAGGAUACAAAUAAACACAGAAACAUUGUU
Molecule: messenger RNA, 1061 nt
Organism: Ornithodoros turicata
Lineage: Eukaryota; Metazoa; Arthropoda; Arachnida; Ixodida; Argasidae
Product: ankyrin repeat and SOCS box protein 1-like
Exons: 4
Coding region: 123-1034 (303 amino acids)
Biological process (GO): intracellular signal transduction
Molecular function (GO): protein binding
Source: RefSeq, a predicted model, not a curated record